CCGGCAUCCUCCAUCCACCAUCAUCAUUUCUCCUGUAAAGGCUGUAUUUGCUCUUCGCUGAUCUCGCCGCCAGUCUUGCCAUUCCUGUGGUUGCAUAGGACUCUCUGAUUUCACCUGUUGACUUCCAUGUCGCUUGUUGACUUCGGAUUGGGCUUGAGCUCGUGACCAGGCCGUGAAAGCUUCUACUACUUUGCGCUUUUUAUCUUUUCAUCAUUCUUCUUCGAAUUCUUCGAGUCAGGGCUGCUCACCGUUGUCAAAGCCCGGGUGGGCGGGUUACUCGAUUCAUCGAGGGUCUUCGUUUUUUUUUUUUAGCUGAUCGACAGCACUGCGACUAGACGAUGACCACGACCCCUCCAAACCCGCCCUGGGUCAUCAAGAAGGCGGUCGUUGUUUCUAUACCUGAUUCUGAAGUCGCUUGUUCAGCGAGUCUUCGUAUUUUUCAUGAUGGAAACACUGAUAAAGGAUCUAUCUCACUCAAGAUCAAAGCAGACCUUGCUAACCUGAGAGGCGUACUACAGGACCUGACAUUAACUAUCCUCCCGGAAAGAGUCGAUGAAUGUGCCUUGUCCUUGACGAACAACGAUGGCCUCUGUUCUCCUCGAUUGGUUUCCAUGCUGCGGGCGUCUGUACCAAAUAUCGCGGCCGUCUCGACACUGAGUUUGACACUCGGUACAACUGGCGUUGUUCUUGUUCCACGGGGGAUGGAGCGUCUGAGUCCAGCCGAUCCGCAAGAUAUGAAUUUUUACGCGUUUGCAAAGAUCUGUCAAUCCAAAUCUCUCCGUCUACACUUCGCCAACCGACAAUUUGUGGACGACCAGAUUGAUCGGUUGAAGACUUUUUCCUUAGCUUUGCACAGAAAAGACCUCGAGGCCGAGUCAUUUAAACACCCCCUCUCUGGCGUGGACGAGCGGGAUUGGACUGUCUUUGAUUUGUCGCCCGAUCCCCCCCCGUAUUAUGAGCCGGUGCUGAAGCCGGUGAUAGGAAAACAUGAAAGAGAUCAGUGGACAUUGGAGCCCAAUGAUAAAAAACGAAAAAGGCUGUUCUCAUCCCCUUCAUCGUCAGGCACUGUCGCCGAAAUUAUGCCACCGAGUACUUGCUUCCCUGCACCAUCCUCCAUCCGCCCAGCCUCCUUUGCGCGUGCUAUCUCUCCUGGCUGCAACGGUGACAGGCUUGCACGUCUCGAACAUGAGCUCCGUGGUAUGCCCGAUGACCUAGUUCGUAAAUUAUUGAGUCGGGCAGGACACGGACACCUGCUGGCCAGACCAGAAGUAGUGAACAGCGACCUGCCAUCCUACUCUGGGCCGGCGGACGUUGAGCUGGCAGACGUCAAACAACUUGAGCGGCCCCUGAAGGAAUAUAUCGACCAGAUGAUCGAGCGCCGGCUCCCACGUGUUGUCGACGAGAGGAUUGAUUGCCGCUUUAGUCGUCUUGUCCACGAGCUGGUCGAUAACGCCGUGAGUGACGGUCGCGACCAGAUUUUUGAUGACUGUAAGAUAAACGAGGCCGAAUUCCGCGAGCAGGUCGACGAUGGCAACUCCGAGGUCCGCCUAACGGCCAACGAAUGUAUGAAGGAGAUCCAAGAACAAGCACAAAGACAUGUGGAGGAGAUAGAGGAACAUGCACAACAGUGCAUGGAGGACCUUGAGAAUCAGGGCUUCGCAGUUAAAGUGUCUUUGGGAGAGAAGGUUGCGGAAUUGAAGCGUCGCUGGUUCAAUGCUUCUGCACCAUCCUCACUUGCGGGCAGAACAAGCCCUGGCCAUGAGCUGGGCAGCCUGCAUGUCAGACGCAGUUCCUUCUGAAGUGCUUAUGGUAAUGGUUUAAUAUUGGCGUGUACAGUACAUAUUUUCUUCUACUACGAGUCUACGAGUGCAUUUAUGCAUCAAUUAAU
Molecule: messenger RNA, 1888 nt
Organism: Aspergillus saccharolyticus JOP 1030-1
Lineage: Eukaryota; Fungi; Ascomycota; Eurotiomycetes; Eurotiales; Aspergillaceae
Exons: 2
Coding region: 339-1799 (486 amino acids)
Source: RefSeq, a predicted model, not a curated record